UGUUUAUGAUUGAAAGAAAGCAUGUUAGUUGUUCUAGAACACCUUAAAGCCUCCUUUGUUGAAUAAAACCUGACCAAUAAAUCCCACCCCAAAAUCUACAACUCUACUUUCCUGGAUCCAAUCAAUUCACCUGCGAAAAUGGCGAUAUCGGUCAUGGCAUCCGAUAUAAUAAUGCAAGUACUCUUCAUCUUCACCUUGAUCUUCAUGUUCUUAUGGACCCUCAACAUACCUCAAAACCUCUUCAACAACUUCCGCUACCGCGACAGAUCCAUCUACGCCGCCAAGCGCCACUUCGUCCUCGGCGCCGAUCUCUUAUCCCGAUCCAGAUCCACUGGCGACCGGAACCUCGCCAAAUCCGCCGCCGAACACGCCGAUAAAUCCAUCGCCAUCAACCCAAACGACGCCGCAGUGCAUAUUCUCAAGGCGCUGGCGCUCGAUCUGCAAGGAUUUACCACGUCGGCGCUCGAGGCGUUGGAGGCGGCGCUGUCGCCGUUGACGGCGAAGUCGUUGAGUGACGGUGAGAGGAGUGAUGCGUUGUGUAAGAGGGCGGAGAUUAAGAUGAAGAUCGGUGGUGGUGGUGGUGGAGUGGAGGCAGCUGUGGUGGAUCUGGUGGAGGCGGUGCGGUUGAACGGUGGUAACACGGCGGCGUUGCGGUUGUUGGGAGAGUGUUAUGAAAAGAAGGGGAUGAGUGAGGAGGCUUUGAAGGCGUAUGUGGAGUUGUUGAAGGUUGAGCCGCGGUCGGCUUUUGGUCAAGACGCAGUUAAGCGCUUGCGUUCGGGUUCGGGUUCGAGCUAAUUGUUUGUUACCUAUAUGUGUUUAGGUCAUUUGGAUUCGGUUUUGUUGUAACAUUUGAAUAAUUAUGAGAGGAUUAUUUAAACUCGAUAUAUGUUGAAUAGGCGAUUUAGGGUUUAAUUGAAGUAUACUAUGACUGAUUGGUUGAUAAUACAAAUAUACUGUUAAUUUAGUCGAUUGUACUUUAAA
Helianthus annuus (common sunflower) is the source of this 981-nucleotide messenger RNA. RefSeq lists its product as uncharacterized. The transcript has a single exon. NCBI's taxonomy places the organism in Eukaryota, Viridiplantae, Streptophyta, Magnoliopsida, Asterales, Asteraceae. The record is from RefSeq and is a predicted model, not a curated record. Bases 139 to 795 code for a protein of 218 amino acids. Gene Ontology annotation, molecular function: protein binding.